Messenger RNA from Podospora anserina S mat+, 1395 nucleotides. RefSeq lists its product as uncharacterized. The record is from RefSeq and is a predicted model, not a curated record. The transcript has 8 exons. NCBI's taxonomy places the organism in Eukaryota, Fungi, Ascomycota, Sordariomycetes, Sordariales, Podosporaceae. Gene Ontology annotation, biological process: nuclear-transcribed mRNA poly(A) tail shortening; regulation of DNA-templated transcription. Gene Ontology annotation, cellular component: P-body; CCR4-NOT core complex. Bases 1 to 1395 code for a protein of 464 amino acids.
AUGAUGAACCGGCAAGGACCAUUACGACAAGUGCCCUACGGGCAACAGCCGCCUCAGCAACAGCCGGGGCGCCCAGGGCAGGCGAGGGGGCUACCUAAAGCGCAGCAAGCGGCGAUGAACAAUUCCAAUUGGGCGUUUGGCAAUGGCGGCAGUCUAUCGAUGGGGGGGAAUGCGAACCUCAAUAUGGGAAUGCGGCCGCAAGCAAGUGGAAAUCUCAGUUUUGCCCAGAGCUUGAUAGGCUCGCAGCAGCAGUCGGCGACGUUAGACCCAUCGGAGUUUCCAUCUCUGUCCAACACGGCGCCAAAUCAAUCAAACCCUGCAUCUAUGUGGGCGCAACAACCAUCCCGCAAUAUCGGUGGAGGAGCUCACCGGGGCCCCCAGACGCCCUUAUCAGCGCAUCCGGGCCAACAAGAUGAUCUAUUCACAUCCUCUCGACUAGCCUCGACUGCGCAAUCGUCUUUUCGUUUUGGCAACCAGGGAGCCGUGAACCAAGCGCCCCAGGGAGGACAGGCUGACGAGUUCCCACCAUUGAACCGAUCAACGAACGGCGAAAUAGGAGGGCAAGAUCGGGGUCCAGGUCUGAUGUCGAAUAUGGGGUUCGGCCAAGGGGGCGCCCCUUCUACUAGGGGUGUGUCACACGCGAACCUAGCUGGGAACGGUCUUCUCAACGCCCUGUCGGCUACUUCCCGGACAGGAGAGGUUAUUUCGCCAACGUCGAUACAAAGGUCCCAAGGGCCUCGAAGUCCAGUGGACGAUGAAGAACCGCGCCAAAAGCCACCCGGGUUUCGCGAGGGCAGCGUGGCAUCACAUACUUCAGGAAAUGAUGCGCUCCCGGAUGUUGUUGAUCCUCUUGAAGGGAUGUCUCCUAUUGACAGGUGGGGGAUCAAGGGGCAUCAGACUUUGAUGAACAAUUUCCCCGACUACAACAUCAUCGGCCAUGGGAUCGAGCCAUCGGUUCUGGGGUUGGAUUUGCGUUCCAGCGACCUGAUUUCCACGCAGAUUUACUCGCUGUUCAACGCCAUGCCUCCAAGGCCGGCGGUUCAGAAUUUCAAGUUGCCCGACUGCUACGAGGUCAAAAACGUACAGCCCAUGGACGUGAAAAUUAGUAGCUUCAACGAGGAGACCUUGAUGUGGAUCUUUUACAGCUGUCCGCGGGACUACAAACAGCAGUUGGCGGCGAUGGAGCUCAUGAGCCGCAAUUGGCGAUGGCACAAGCGUCUGCAACUCUGGUUGACCAAGGACGAACAGCUGGUACCUCAAACCUUAAGCGUUAAUACUGAGCGAGGCUACUACAUUGUGUGGGACAAGGACUUAUGGCGCAAAGAGCGGAGGGAACUUACUCUGCACUAUGCUGACCUCGACACGACGUCCGCGUCACCUGCUGUAGUAUCUUGA